Molecule: messenger RNA, 4024 nt
Organism: Scatophagus argus
Lineage: Eukaryota; Metazoa; Chordata; Actinopteri; Scatophagidae
Gene: cdh13
Product: cadherin 13, H-cadherin (heart)
Exons: 15
Coding region: 166-2322 (718 amino acids)
Biological process (GO): adherens junction organization; cell morphogenesis; cell-cell junction assembly
Cellular component (GO): plasma membrane; adherens junction; catenin complex
Molecular function (GO): calcium ion binding; cadherin binding
Source: RefSeq, a predicted model, not a curated record
UGAUCAGACUGCAGUUGUAUUUGGGGGAAGUUGGCAGCUGGCGGCUCGCGGCGAAAGGCUUUCCUCUCUCUCCGGCGCUUGGACAGUGGAAUUAUGAGCAGAGCUGACCCAGCCUAUAUCACCCUGUCUUGAAUCUGUUUCACACCGAGAGAAAUUGAACCGACCAUGGAGAUUGGAGUCCGCAUCCUCUUGGCUUUCCUCGUCUUUCAGGUUGCCCGUGUGGGUAGCCAAGAGGAUGGAGGCCAUGAGGGCUGUGUACCUGGCUUCCAGGUCAAACACUACCAGGUGGCGUACGGUGGACCUUUCCAGAAAGGCCAGGCACUUCUACAAGUUGAAUUUGAUGACUGUGAGGGGAACGAAGAUGUUAAGUUUGAGGUAUCAGACCCCAGCUUCCAUGUGGAUGGAGAUCUGAAUCUGGUUCCUCAGCGAGAUGUCCUGUACAGCAGUCCAGUCCUGUUCAUCCAUGGGCUCAGUGGACAUGCCGAUGACAUGGCAAAGGUGGAAGUCACUGGACUGCCAGUUCAGCAGCCACAUUCUCUCAGGAAUAUCCUGGGUCUGGGCGAGAUGCUGCUGGACAGAUCGAAGAGGUCCUUGCUGGUUCCUCCCAUAAUCGUAACUGAGAACCUGAGAGCCCCCUUCCCCAGGAUCAUUGGCAAGUCUCAUCUGAUUUCAACAGAGAAGUCACAAAACCGCAUCUUCCGACUGACAGGCCCCGGGGCUGACCAGGAUCCCAAAGGUCUCUUCACCAUUGACAUAGACACAGGAGAAGUGUCAGUCAGCCGCUCACUGGACCGCGAGGCCAUUGACUCUUACCAGCUGGAGGUCUCAACAACAGACUUUGCUGGAAACAUUGUUGAGGGACCGGCCAUACUGGUGAUCACUGUCAUCGACCAAAAUGACAACCGGCCCAUCUUCAAAGAGACACGUUACACGGGAGAGGUGCUCGAAGGAUCCCCUACAGGAACCACAGUGAUGACGAUGAAGGCUUUCGAUGCGGACGACCCUGCUACAGAUAACGCCGCAUUGCGCUACAACAUCGUCAGGCAGUCACCAGACAAUCCUUCCUCAAGAAUGUUCACAAUUGAUGCAGAAAGAGGCGACAUUGUCACCGCCAUCUCCCCUGUGUUACUUGACAGAGAGACGCUGCCAACCACAACUUAUGAGUUAGAGAUUGUCGCCAAGGACAUGGCAGGAAGUGAGGUGGGCCUCACAGGAACAGCCACGGCCACCAUUACCAUCACAGACAAGAACGACCAUGCCCCUGAGUUCACACAUCCGCUGUUUGAGGCAUAUGUGAAUGAGGGCUCGACAGGUGUGGUGGUCAACCUGACCGUAGACGACAGAGAUGACCCAGCCACGGGAGCGGGGAGAGCUAUUUACUCUAUAAUUAACGGAGAUCCUACACAGAGCUUCGAGAUUCACACCAAUCCAGAUAACAACGAGGGAAUGCUUUCUGUUGUCAAGCCUCUGGACUACGAGGCCACGGCUUUCCACACCCUACUCAUCAAAGUAGAAAACGAAGAUCCUCUGGUUUCUCAUGUUGGCUAUGGACCAAGCUCCACGGCCACUGUCCACGUCACAGUCUUGGACAUCAAUGAGGGCCCCGUCUUCUUUCCCGACCCUCUGACUGUCAUCAGGAUGGAAAACAUUCCAGUGGGCAGUUUUGUGGCCUCACUCAACGCGACAGAUCCAGACAUAUUACAGAUGCAGAGUGUCAGGUAUGCUGUUCUGCGGGACCCAGCAGGCUGGCUGAGUGUGAACCCAGUCAGAGGGACUGUCAACACUUCGGCCUCGCUGGACCGUGAGUCUCCUUAUGUCCAUGACAAUAAAUACACAGCUGUCUUCAUCGCCACAGAUAACGGCAGCCCACCAGCCACAGGUACCGGCACACUGGUCAUUUAUCUGGAAGACUACAAUGACAAUGCCCCCUAUGUGGUACCAUCGGUAGCACGAGUGUGCGAAGACGCCCAUGAUAUGAAUGUGGCCAUAGUUGGUGGGCGGGACAAAGACCUCACACCCAACGCUGCACCAUUUAAAAUAGAACUGGGAAAACAGCCCGGCCUAGAUAAAACAUGGAAGGUUACCAGAGUCAAUUCCACACACUCCCAAAUCAUGCUCUUGCACAGUCUGAAGAAAGCCAACUACCAGCUCCCAUUGCUCAUCACCGACUCAGGGGUGCCCCCACUGUCCAACAGCACAGAGGUCAAAGUUCAGGUGUGUGUCUGUAAGAAGAACAAGAUGCACUGCAGCUCCGCCCACUCCCACCGCAUCAGCCUUCACGUGCUGCUCACAACCCUCCUGCUCGCCGUACUCUGCCUGUAGAUUCUGCUGAAACCUCCUGUAGUCCUUUUUGCAACACUGAACAGCAACGACUUAUCUCCCCCACGCAACCCAGGCUUAGGAGAGAAGAAGGAGACGAAAAAGAAGAUGAAGAAGCAAAGAGGAAUCUUCUCACCACAACAACUCAAACAAGAAAAUAGACACAAUCCCCACCGGCACAACUGCUAUAUAAUGUAUAACACCACUCUGCAUUUUUUUUUUCUUGAGUUUCUCACUUAUCUCCCUAGACUCUUGUCUUCUUCUCGUCAUCUUUACUUUCCUUGUUGCAUCUGUCCCUCCCCAUUCCAGUCAUUUCUCAUCUCCUUAUAUUUUCUUUACUGUAUUUGGCUCUUUGACUUCCUCUCCUUUCUGCAAUCCUUUCAGCAUCGAUUAUGCCAUUUUUGCUUUUACAGUUUUCAUUGUAUUCCAUUAUGGUACCACACCAUUACGCUGGCAGACAAAUGCUGGGUGUUAGCAGUAUUUGUGGCAACAUGCCACAUCUGUAGGAGAUACUUGAAACAACAUGUAUAUUGAUAUUGUAACAAAACUAAAGCUAUAAAUCAAUUUGAUAUUGGACCUCACCUCACUUCAUCUGAAAACUCUUGCUUCAUCCCCAGCUUUCUUUUCCUCCUCCUUCCCUGUUUUUCCUCUCACAGCUACCUCUGUUUUCUUUUUCCUUCCACCACUUCAUUCCUUCUUUCAACCCUCCCCGUGAUAUCAUCCAAUCUAUCUGCGUCUCCCUUUGUCUCCCCCUUCUAUCUUAUCGACCUCUCUCUGUCUCUCGGUGGGCCAGGGAACACUGCGAAGGCUGAGCUACUGUCCUGGUCGGGGGAGAGCAUUGACUUUUUGAUGUGUUCCUUUCUUUUCUCGUCUCAGACUGUGUUUGAUCUCGUUUCCCUCUUUAAGCAGAGGGAACAAAGCCUGUUUCUUUGUCUGAAGUGGUUGUGGUCUUUUAGGACAAGAUGGUAGCCAUAAGCCUUCAAAGUCAGAAACUCUCUGGAGUCCUUUCUUCGAUUUGCUUCUGUUUUUAUUGCAUUAGUUGUCAUGGAGUGGAAAACAGUAUAUCUUUAUAGUAACGGUGUAAACCUUAAAAAAAAAAAGUACAAUUAUAUAAAUAUUUUAUUUUUUACCAUUGUAUAAAUAUACAGUAUUGAUUAACUUAUGUACUUUGAUUGCAAGUUCUCUGGUCACCCACACAGUGAGUAAAUAAAAAAGAGGAAACGUUUUUCUGUGAAUUUUAGAACCUAUUUCUAAUGCUAUUGAUGUGUUGACUAUUUUAUUGUAACAUCUAUUUGUUUUGUUUGUUUUUCUAUUAUUAUUAUUUUUGAAAUCUGUGAUUAUUUGCAGAAUCAGGAGUCUUGCUUUGAUGACUGCCAUGUGUUUAGGUUCAAGUUUGUCUCCAGUCAGUUCUGCCCUCCCCUGUUCUCUCUUCAUCUGUCAUUACAAGUCACAAGAAGAUGUGUCAGAAGAAAACAAAGGCUGUGGUUUUGGUGGAUAGAUUCGCUUUUUUCUCUUGCGCUCAUCAAAAGAACGUAGUGUGUAUGGGUUUGUGUGGAAGACCAUCUUAAAGAAAAAGAUGACAUUUUGAAUGAGUUAUGUCUGUCUUUUGCACUAAUUUAAUAAAGCCGUUACUGAAAAUUCCCACAAUGCCGUUUUGCAACUUGUGUGUUCACUGAGAAGCUAUGGGCAAACAUUCGCCACAAGU